Polistes canadensis is the source of this 1189-nucleotide messenger RNA. RefSeq lists its product as uncharacterized. The coding region runs from base 209 to 1189 and encodes 326 amino acids. The transcript is spliced from 5 exons. The record is from RefSeq and is a predicted model, not a curated record. NCBI's taxonomy places the organism in Eukaryota, Metazoa, Arthropoda, Insecta, Hymenoptera, Vespidae.
UGUUUGGUUUUAGUUAGAUCUCAGGUGAGAAUUGAACGGAUUCAAUGAUACACUUUAGGUCAUCGUUCACAUGAUUUAAAAUUAAUUAAAAUUAUUUCUAAUUAAUUAAUCAUUUUUAUUUUUACAAAUAUAGAAGAUAUAUGUAAUUCAAGUAAAUAAAAUAUAUAAAAUAUAUUAUAAAUGGUAUCUCAAUACCAUCAAUUUGAUUAUGGAUGUCAAUAUAGAAGAACUUACCUAUGAACAUUCUACUCCUAUAAAAAAUAGUGAAGGAAAUAUUACGGAAAACACAACAAAUGGCUAUGUAUCAGAAGACACUAAUUGUACGGCUAAUUCGAGUGAAUUAUUUUCCGAUAAUGAGAAUGAGAAUACAAAUGAAAAUGAUUUAAUAUGUUAUACACCUAAUGUUUCAAAAACUGAGACUUCGUUUUUGAAUAUCUCUGAAACGUCUUUAUUAGAUACCAAUAAACUAUUCCAUACUCCAAGUGCAGAGAAACCAGCAGUUAUUCCAAGCACACCGUUAAGUUUAUUACCAUUUAUAUCAAAGAUUAAUGAGCAGUGGACAUCUGAUUUAGAAACACCUCAAAUGAAUAAAAGUUUUCCUAUAAAAUCAUCAGAAAGUAUUGAACAAACUGUUUAUUUACAAGAAUGUACUCCAAAUAAUUCACAUUUUAAGAAUAUAUUUGAAGAGCCUACAUCGACAUCUCCUGUGAUAAACUAUACAAGAAUGAGACGAAGAACUAAAAGGAGAAUUUUUAAGAAUACUUCUUCUAACGUAAAUGUCGAUAAAAUUGCAUUGAAUAAUCAAGAUAGUGAAAAUGAUAUUGUAGCUAUGGAUACAUGCGAUGAUAUAGAGAAGAAAAAUAUUCUUUUGGAAAGUAAUAGUGGAAAAGAUUUUUUCUCUGAUGCUUCUUUUGCUAGCGUAGAUCAAAUUUGUGCUAGAUUCGCUGAAAAGAAUGAUACACUUAAUGUUGAAUGUAGUAAUAAAAAAAGGCGUUACGAAGAAGUAUUAGAAGAUAAUAUUACAGUAUUAAAAGGAAAUUUUAAUAUAAAUCAAAAUGAAUGUGAUGAAAAGAAAAUAUUAAAUAGUGGUAGUAAAAUAACAUUAGAUAUGACAAUGAAUAAUAUAGGAUUUUCUACAGCAAGCGGGAAACACAUUAAUGUAUCUGAGUCUAUGACGUUACAUCCUUAA